AUGCCAGGGAAGCCUACAAAAGUUCCAAAUAGGUGACGAAUAACAUUUACUUUGUAAUUGUAAUAUUGAGUAAUAACCAAAUAUGUUUUAUCUUGCCAACUAGUUAUUAAUUAAAUCUAAUUUAGUGUUAAUAUUACUGUACAGUAGUAGUAGUUCUGUCACCGUAUUCAUUAUGAAAUAAGUUGAUUGAUUUUUGUAGUGAAGAAAAGUUAUUGAAGAAAUUACUUAACAUUCUAAAGCAUCCAGCCAAGAAACCACAGGUACUGUAUGGCAACUGCUUCCCUUCGCAUCAUACCAAAAAGGAUGAAACAAUGAGUGACUGGAUAGCAACGAGAACAGUGAGAUUUUCCAAACAAUGAAAAGACAAUGGAACAUUCUUAUCACUGCAUUGUGACUGGCUGAUGACACUGUCUAUUGUUAUGCUAUGAACCCUUUAUGGAGCCAUGUGUAAAGCCAGUUUUCCACUUCAAUCGUACCGAAACGUAGCGUAUUUCUUUGUUUCCUGACCACUAGAGUGGAACUAAUGACUUCGACACAAAAGAAAAUACUACGGUGCGUUACGAUACGGUUGAAGUGGAAAACUGGUUAAAGCCGGUUUUCCACUUCAACCGUAUCGUACCGAAACGUAGCGUAUUUCUUUGUUUCCUGACUACUAGAGUGGAACUAAUGACUUCGACACAAAAGAAAAUGCUACGAUACGUUACGAUUGAAGUGGAAAACUGGCUUAAGGCUAGUCCGGUUGGAACGGAGAUACGUUUUCUGCGUAAAUGAAAACUGUCCGCUAUGUUGGUAUAUUAUUUCAUGUUAGAAAGAAUGACAAAGAGACACAGUCCCUAUUUGGAACGAGUUUGUUGUUAUACUUACAUAGACCAGGCUUGCAUGUACAGGCCCAACAUGGAUGCCAUGUCAUUUAACAAGACACCAGUGAGACAAACACAGUGAACAAAAAGGAUAUUUAUUCUGCAUUACUGACCUAAUUGCUCAUAUUUAUUCUAGUGACCUGUCAUUACUUUGUUUUAGCUGCCUGUUUUGUCAGACACUAAAAAGAAAGAAUCAUCAAAUGUUGCCGCUGUUGUUAAGCAAUCUGCCGAAGGGAAGUGUUUGGAGCAGUUCAGGUAAUCACUAUAGGCUUGCAUGCAAACUGUAAUUUUGUGACACAUGUGUCACAAAAUUACACUUUGCACCUAUAUUUAAUAUUCAUUCUAUUCAUUGUUUCAUUAACUUGAUCUGAAAGUGAAUUGUCUUUAUUUUAGUAUUUUGUUUCAAAAUGUGAGGACAUUUUCAACACAUGUUUAUGGCGGUUACUUCAGCCAGGUAAUGUAAUUAUGUGAAGUGUAAUGACUAGAUUUCCGCAUUGAAGACUGCAUGCACAAUACAAGAUUGUAAAAUCAAUAUUGUCGCUCCUCGAUGAGUUUCAAUUUUCAAGUAGUUUCUUAGGGCUCAGUUACACGUUACCGGAUUCGCUUGUUACAACAUCGAAUUUAACCGUUUCAGGAACCACUUAACACUUGGAAUUGCGAUUAUAUGUAAUAAUGUUAUUUAACGAGGCUUACAAAUAACCGCUGAAAGCUGAAUGACUAUAGCUAUAGUGGGCAUAUGACAAAAUUCUUCCUAAACGGCAUAUAUGUUCAUGUCGUACCAAGUGAAUCCAGUAUCGUGUAACUGGGGCCUUAAUUCAGUUCCGUGUUUGAAUUCGCUAUACCUGAAAAAGGUAAUUCUGUACUAAUCAUACAGUGCUGUUACUAUAAUCAUAUACUAACACUGAUUUACUGUACCUUUCGUACAGAUCUUUGAAGCACUACUGAAACAACGUCUCGUUUGCACGUAAGUUCAGUUUUGUAAAAAAUAUGCACGUUUUAACAAGCUACAGUAGCUUAUAGUUGAUUGUUUGUUGUGAUUAAUUUCGUACUAGGGAAUGGAUGACCCUAGCACCAAGAGAAGAUGUGUUGAGAGUGUUCACAUGUCUUCGUAUGUUGAUGAGAGAUUCAAGUUACCAAGUAAGGACAUGGCGAUAGUUUUAUACAAUUUUUGCUGAUAUAAUAUCAGAAACUCAUACAUCUACAGCUAUAUGGCGAGUCUCAAUGUAACCGCUUUGGUCAAAAACUAACAUUGCAGUCAUGAUCAAAUCAAAUCAAAAAUUUUUCCGUAAGGUACUGUACUGUACGUGCUUCCAAAAAGUGAAAUUUUUACAACCUGUUUACUUUUUGCAGCAACUAUUCUUCAAACUUGGUGGUGUAAAGACACUAGUGCAGGUAUUACGUUUUAGCAACUAUAUAUAUCGUUUCUCAUUUAAACCCCAUAAAGAAAACAACUGCCGCGUAAAGUUAAGAGAGCAUACUAAUUGAUGUGUAACAAUCCGCGUAUUAUCUUUGAUUUGAUAAUCUGUAUUAUUAUAUGGCAAGUAUCACUUUUUAUUAUAUGGCAAGUAUCACUUCCGGUGAGAUGGUGGACUGUGAUUGGCUGAGAAGCACUUUCAGCGGUCCAUUACUUUCUCGUGUAAAAACAAACGCAUGCAAUUUAAAACAAAACAGCAAAACUGAUUGAAAAUUUGAAAAUUAUAAUUUAAUUUGUUAUUAAUAAGAUAUCUGCUAAUGGUUUUUAGUGGAAAAGAAGGAAUACAUUGCUAUUUUUUGUUUUCUUCGACCAAAUGUGUACCACGCUACUUUUGUUUCCUUCGACCAAAUGUGUACCAUGCAUCUCAAAUCGUGUAUUUCUUGUUUGUUUCAAUAUAACUGCCUAUGUAUAAAUGCCAUAUAUUAAUAAACUUUUUAUUAACCUCGCUUGCUCGGUAUGUACAGAGAAAUAUCGGACCUCGGUCUUUUUGUACACAAAAAAUACCUCGCUCCGAUAUUUCUCUGCACAGACCUCGCGUUCGGUUAACAAGUACGAUCGUACUAUAGUGGACCAGGAACUGCGUGACCCAGUUUCGAUCUUGUGCAAAUCGUUAAACGUUCAAAACCUUCGAGAUUUUGACUUGAUAAACAAAUAACUAGACACUUGUGAAACUAAUGUUCUCGAAGUUUGCAACGUAGACUGAGUUCGCUAAAUGUUUUGCUUUAAUUUGGUCAUGCAAGAUACACUUUAUCCGGGCAAAAUGUGUCUAGUGCCGUGUAAAGCCUAAAUGAGGUGUAAAUCUGGACAAAGCAUAGAUAACUAAAUGCGCAGUUUUCAAAAGUAUUUCCUCGCAUUUGAAUUCGAUAGAUAAGUUAAAUGUCCCACAAUAUUUAGAAUAAACAUGCCGUGCCUAAGUCAGCUAACUUUUGCCGUUGUGCUAAAAACAAAUUUUCAUGUCUUUGUUUUUACGGUUCACGAUUUUCUAUCAGACUAUGAAUAUUAUAUGACAGCCAGAUAGCAAUAUUACUCCACUACGCUUUGAGAAACUAAGGCCCGUUUCAUACGUCGAAUUUUGGUCGCGUCGAAUGCAAUUAAGACAAUAGAUAAUGAGAUGAUAAACCUCAUUAAGCUUCAUUAUCUAUUGUUUGAAUUGCAUUCGACGCGACCGAAAUUCGACGUAUAAAACAGGCCUAAGCCAGCGUGUUAAAUUUAGUCAACUUAACGCUUAUAAUUAAUUGUUAUAAUUAGUCGUUCACAUUCUUGAGAAGCUUUAGACUAUUGUGAUUGUGUUCACAACAAUAGACAAGACAAUGUCUUUCUUAUCGUUUGCGUUUGCUGAUAUAUUUGCUGAAUAUUAAUGAUAUGUAUAUAUUAUUUGCUACGAAUACAGUCAAAAAUUGCUUGUAUCUUGCUUCUAAAGUCAAAAAUGAAAAAUCGAACACCGUCAAUCGAUGCGGAAUAUUGCUUAGAAUAAUUGUGUCAAAUUUCAUUCCGAUCAGACAAGUAAUGACGGAGCCUUAGGGUUUUUUCAAAGAGCGUCGCCCCCUAACAACAACAGCAACAACAACAACAACAACAACAACAACAACAACAACAACAACAACAACAACAAGAUUAGCAGCGAUUGGGGACCAGUUCCUGGUCCAAUAAGAAGUUAGUAAUCAACCCGUGCUUUUAAAAGGGGAAAUUUUACUGGCAUGGCAUAUAUUGGUUACAUGCGUUAACGGCAGCAGAUGGUGGUCAACUUAAAUAAUGUUGACACUGAUAUGAGCAGAUAAAUUAAACUAGGCCUAUUGCCCUAUACAUUCUUUCAAUUCUAUUUAUUUGCUACAGACUACUGAAUGUUUACUGUGAUGAAAAUAAUUAAUAUUAGUUUUUCACUAUAAUUGAUUGUUGACCAUCAUCAUGAGCUGCAUGUAACCCACCUUUUAAUUCAAAUAAUAUAUAAAAUAAAAGAAACUGAAAGUAUUUUACAAAAGUGAUUGGUCGAAUAUUUCAUCAAUGUAUCCUAUUUAUUUUAAAGCGGUUGCAUGUUUUAACUGAAGAGUAUUUGGACGAUCCUGAAGGACAGUUUACUGUGGAUAUCUUGAAGGAGAUGACGAGUAAGUAAUGCCGGACGGCGAAAAUAUUGUUCAGCAAAACUGAGCAAAAGCAACAGUCUAAGGAUUUGAAAUUGGUCACAAAAAUGACUUCACCACUGUUGCUACGGUAACAAUAACGAUUGAUCAUGACCGAUACCGGCUUUUAAUGCACUUUAAUUGAAAAAAAUGAACAUUUUUACCCCCAUUUUUUAUUUCAGGAAACUUUUCUUGCAGUGCAAUAGACUACUGAGUAAAAAUUUUGUUGAGUCAAGAAAUAUUUCGAAAUACCAUGUUUAUAAUUUUUUUUAAAUUUGGCUUUGAUUUUUAGCAGGCAACAUCUCUUCGAAGAGUUCAUCUAAUUUAUGCAUGAAAACUGUAAGGAGCCACCUUAAAUUAUAUUCUAGUUGUACUACAUUUUGAUAUAGAUAUUUGCCAAAAACUACCGACGACUGAUGAGAAACGUGAAUGGCUUAUUGCAUGUGGCGUUCACAAGGUUGGUCAGUUUGUUUAUAGACUGUGUAAUGUAACAUAUAUAUCUCAUAUAAUCUCGUAUCCAGGCUCUUUCCUCUCCGCUCCUACGAAUGUUGAAGGUGACAUGACGCGAAAUUUUCUUUUGCCCCAUUUAAAAAAAAUAAGUCAAACUAUGAAGUAACUUUUACCGAUUUUGGUGUAUGUUCUUCAUUGAUGAGAUACUGUAAUUCAGUCUUCUCAUGUGCAGUGCAAACCAAUUCACCUCAUAUUUUGAUAAUUAGCCGCAAAACACUUGAAUUUAUGUGUUUUUAUUCAACAAAAUCAUUGGGUCAGGAAAACGUCGUACGUGCAUGCGUUGGCCGUUGUAAAGUUUUUUGCACUGCAUAAAGCACGUAAACGAAAAUCUGUAAAAUAACUUACUUUAGUAGCAAAUCAAAUAAAUAUUAAUAACAAAUAAUAAUUAAGUAAAUAUAUUUCAAAUAGGACAAUAACUAAGUAUAAAUAUUUAUUUAUAAGUAUUUUACAGUAUAAAUAUUGUUCAGCAUUGACCCUGAUUUCAGGCAGACAUUAACUUUAUACAGGGUAUAUCAAAAGACUUCACACUAAACUGAAAAUUACACAAAAUUUGAGAAAACAUGCAUACAUGGGUAGUUUUUUUUUUUUUUUGGGGGGGGGGGUUGCUAGUAUGAGUAGUAUCUUUACCGCUAAAUUUGGGAUAGUAGUCUUUCAUGCUUAAUUCAUGCAGGACAACUCUUCUGCAUUCGAAAAUUUACUUUUAGAGGUAAAGAUACUAGCAGACCCCAAACUACCCAUGCAUGCAUGCUUGCAUAAAGUUUUCACAAAUUUUGCGGAACUUGCAGUUUAGCGGACAUUUUCGAAAUGUGCAGUUUUUUAUACACCCUGUACUGCUCAAUUACAAAUUGUUGCCUACAGUUCCCUUCCCCCAUCAAAAAAAACAAAUACAAAAGUUUUAGCAACAAUAAUUUUGAAAUUGUAAGAACUUGGCAAAGUAUCGUAAUACAUAUUUCCGAUCUAAUGGUUGAAAAAUUAAAUCAUUCAAAACUUAGAUUACAGUAUGUAUCUUUUGCAUUCCGGCCUAUAGCCCUUGGUAAUGUUACUUCAUGCAAUGGAUAUUGUAGUGCUGCACUGUUCUCUUUAUGCCUUAAUUGGCUUGUCUCAAAGGUAAGUUGGAAAAUUCAACUUGUAUUCUUGCGACUACUUUAUUAUAGUUUUUGAUCGACAGUGUUGUAUCAACGAAUUGUGUUGUGCGAAUGGGCAAGAUUUUUUCUACAUGUUUACCCUCGGCUGGUACCAAUUACAUAUCUACAGUUAGGAUAUAUAUAAGUAUUAAAAUUGUUUUUGUAUAUUGCAGUGAGAGCGCGAAAGUUGCCAUUGGAGAGUUGAAUUGUAUUGAAAUUCUUCUUCGCAUUAUAGAAAAUUAUGAUAUGCCUUCAAAGAAGUGAGUAUUCCGUCAGUAAAAGAGUAGACUACGACUUUGGUAAAAUCACACUGAGCUAAGUCAAAAGUAUACCAGACUUCGUACAUUAGCAUAUUCCAUUGAACUGAAUAGAACUGGAACGCUAUACCUCCAACCGGAAAUUUGAAGCCAAACUUGAAAACUUGAAUCCUGAAAUAUAAUUGAUGUUAUCAUAUGUAUAUUAACUUCUUGUGAUUGUCUUUAAUAAAUUCACUUACAGCGUGUAGUAAAUAAUAAGUAUUUGUUAACCAUUGGCAAACACUUGCCGUCGAUAAUUUCACUGUUUUCGCCGGCAAUUGCCGUUUGCCGCCGAAGAUUGGGAGGACUGCAAAUUAAUGAGAUUUUGUUUAAGUAUGAUUGGCUGAUCAGAUGAGAUCAGAUUGAAUCCUGACUAAUUGAAUCUCUUGAUAAACAUGCAAGUUUCUCGAGAACAUAUGGUAUAUAUGUAUAAACGUUUGACUGAAACGUGGGUAUUUUAUUUUCUAUUAGACUUGCUGCGAAUUUACUGAAGAUUCUUUGUUCGCAUAUCAACAUCAGAGAACAAGUAAAAGUAUUCGAAGGCAUUCGAAUAUGUUUAAGGUAUAAUCAUAUGUUAUUUUAUGUUUCUCAUUGCAAUGAAAUGAUCUUAUCACUGAUUGUUUUUGUUUUUUAUCUUAGCUUACUGGAUUCCGACAAUGUAAAAUUUUUAUGGUAUUUGGUGAGUAAAGCCCCUUACAAAUUCGCAAGUUUUCUUUCACAACUUUUCCUUGUUCGUGUUUACUAUGUGACAACUGUGUACGCCACAAAUUGACAAGUUUCUGGGGUUAAGGUAGCUCCCUACAGUUGUUUAAACAUGGGACUGGUAACGAAAUGACGUGAUCUUGCCGAGUCAACCUCGUACCCAGGGCUUCUGCGCUUAUUGCUCUCAGAAGCAAUAAGCGCAGAAGCCCUGGGUACGAGGUUGUUGCCGAGUUGAAAUUUUAUCACGUCAGCACAGAUUUUAUAUAUGACCGCGCAAGGUUUGUAAUGCAAUAAUUUUUUCGGUCAAUAUUUCUGAAAUUUUGUAUUUUGAAAGUACUAGUCAUUUAUUGCAAUAUACUCAUUUUUAAAAAAAAUCUAUAACACAGUUUUUGUGGAACAAAUUUCGCGUAAUAUCUCAAAAACUGAAUUUAUAAUCCCCCUAAUGUUUUGAUAUAAUCUUCCACUAGAUAUUCCCUUUACACCUACAAAAUUUCAGAAACUUUGACCGAAGAAAAUUUUAAUAUUCAUUUUUAGUCCAAAAUUUGAUCUUUAUCUGCUGUCGCUUAGGCCACAUUGUUACCAUAGCAACACUCAGUUUGCUUCUUUCGAACGAUUAUGCUUGAAGUAUAAAGAUUACGCAAGCGUUUCAACUUCCAAAAAAUCCCCAUUUCACAUAAAUAGCAAAUAUUUUGCGUCAUUGUGAAGACCUUAUUUUUCGUUGCUGUUUCUUUACAAAUGUAGGUAGCCACCUUAAAAUGAUCAUAACACGGAGUUUCUUACUUACCUGAAAUAAAUAAGACACCGCGGGCUAUACAUGACAUCUGCAAGACAACUUGAAACGAACCGCUAUAGUAUAGAGAAUAAUGAACUCCAGUUACUUUCACAAUAUGGAUAUUUUUGCCACAGCUGAUCAAUAGUACGUGCAUGCAGGAGGUCUAUAUUGAAUCAAUAUGUUUCGUUAAAAUAUUAAAAUCUAAAUUUAUAGUUACAGUACAACUUAUAUACGUACAAUAUAUACAAAACGAUAAAAGUCAGUACUCGUUUACCUACUAAACAGUAUGAAAAUUAUGAGCUGAAAACGUUGCUAAACAAGAGGUUAGGGAAGAUUAAUAGCUUAAUUAAUAGCUUAAUUUAAAUUUAGCUUCGGCAUUUGGUGCUGGCCAUUGUGUUUCCGGGGCCAAACGCUAAUUUUAUUUCGCCGCGAGUUAAUUUCAUUUUGUUGUCGGUUAAUAGUUUUAACGUGAGUUAACUUUAUGUUGCUGCGUGUUCAAUAUUACAAUAACUUUAUUUUGCCAUGAGUUUAUUUUGUUAUGCCGUGAGUUUAUUUUUGUCUUGCCGUGAGUUAAGUUAAUUGUAUUUCACCGUGGCUGCAUGCUGUUUAAUAUUUUUGUCUAAUAAUUUAGUAUUAUCAUAAUUUUAUUCAGGUUUGGAUAAUUGUCCAGCUAUCAGAAGAUCAAGAUUCUAGAGAAGAAAUUCGAUUAUUGGGAGGCAUUCCGCUCAUAUUAUCCCUCAUUUAGUAAGUAUCACGUUAUACAUAUCAUUGCUCCUACUCUCAGUGACUCGCGGUCCUUUUCAGUUCGCUUGAACGCAUCCCAAUUCCUGCUUAUGCUCUAGUUACUCUCAAAUUGUACAUUUUGUAAGUUGAGAAGAUGUUUCAAUUUUGUACAUUCGACAUACCCUUGCCGCAUAUUUGAUUUCCUGCGUUUUGGGAGGAACAUUUCAUAAAUUCAGAAGAUUACGAAACAUCAUAUUUCACGGCAUAAAUAAGAUAAUUCGUUCAUGAAAAAAUGUCGUCUCCGUCCCGUUCUUUUCAUUCAUGUAUGAUGCUGCAUGCAUAUGCAAGAGUUUAGAUGGCUCAAUCUGGUUUUAAUACAUUUUAUAUAAAGCACUUCUGAGUUUGCUUACAAUUUAAGCACUUUUGAGUUUGCUUGAUAACUUGCGGACAAAAAUGAGGGAAAUUUGGAACUACUAAAAGGUAAGCUGUCUAGGAAAAGAAAAAUGUGAGUUAAAAUCUCGAUUUUUUAAGCAAAAUUUCUCGUGUUUUUUGAUGUCGAAAACACAGUUUUUCGGUCAUUUUCGCGUGCGAGUAUGAAAUCUUAAGUUAUAAUGAUUCACCUAUUAAAGCUGUUAUAAAUAACAAGUUAUGUUUCCUUGUUUCAUUCAGCAAAGACCGAGUUUUCCAUGUUGAUCAAAACAUCUUGGUGAUGUCUAGCGAAUGUGCUACAAAAGCUGUAUCAGACGUGAGAAAUUGUUAUACUUUAUUGAUAUUAUAGUUCCCCUGCAACCAUUUGUUGGUCAAAUGUUAAUAUUCUGACACAAAAUUAUAUUACAUGCAUGUCAUGACUUUUAAAGUAAUGUUCUGUAUAUUUUCUUUCAGGUUGAAAGUGACAACAACGUGGAACUGUUUUCGCUUAAAUCUGGUGAGCAUGCAUGCAGGUCGGGUUACAGUAGAAUAAAACGUGGAUAAACGGACUUAUGUUCUUGUUGAACGUCAUUUAACAGUCAUAUCCGCGUUCAAAAAAGUAUUUUGUGCCUUUAUAAGUCAUAUCCGCGUUUUAUCCAAAAGGAUAAUAAAACGCGCGAAUAUGACUUAUAAACGCAUGAAAAAGUUUUUUGAGCCAUAUAUCGGCAUUUUAUCCUUUUGGAUGACGUUUAGCGAGAACAUAGUGUAAGUCAUAUAAUAUUUUUGUUUGUGGAAACACCACGUAAAUUUAUUACUGCAAAGCUUUCGAUCCGUAAGCCCGGAUCUUCAUCAGUGCUAAUAAUAUGCACUAUUCAUCAGUGCUAAUAUUAUUAUCGAAAGCUUUGCAGUAAUAAAUUUACGUGGUGUUUCCACAAACAAAACUAUUAUAUGUUUUAUCGCCAUGCAAACAUACAAAGAACUUAAUACUGUAAGUCAUCCGUCCGUCUGUCCGCCAUCCGUAUCCGCGUUUUAUCUUAAUUCAUAUACUGGUCUGGAAUUUCCCUAAAACCUCAUAAAACGUCAAAAAUUGCUAUAGGGUGCAGCGGCUCUCUACGAGAGUUUAUUGAGAACAGACUUUGCAAUUUAUUGAAGACAGACAUUGAUAUAUCAUUUUCAUCAAUGGCUGUUACGGAAACCAGGGCUCUCACUUCGUGUUCUGAUAAUUUCCUUAAAUUUCCGUGAGAUCAUAGGAAUUAAAUUUCCCAUUUUGGUCAUUUUGUGCAAUUUUUAAUUGUGUCUCUUCAUGAUAUUUUCAAAAGAGGGGAAUAAAAUUCUACAAUACUUUUGAAAGAGGGAAUUAUAUAAAUAGAAUUAAGAAAUGACUCGAAAUUGGCUACAAACUACAGUACUAAUCAUACCAGUUUCCUCAAAAUUAACACUACGGCAAAAAAUUGUCGUCGUUGUCCACAGCUUCCUCUCGAAUUAUGGUGGGUGCCGCGAUAAAUUUCCAGCCCUUUUCGAGUUUUAGGGUAACUUUUAAUUUAAAGUGAUAUUUAUAAUUAUUUGUAUAGGAAAUUACACGGUUAGAAAAAUAUUAAUGAAAAAUCACACGAGUGCGUAGCACGAGUGGUAUUAUAAAUAUUUCGCCAAAGACAAGUGUGAUUUUUCAUUAAUGCAAGUGUAAUUUCCUAUUAAUAUCAUUUUAUAAUCAACUUUACGAGCAAUCAAUGACACGAAACAUUGUAUUAAUGUAUUCAAGCGAGCACAACCAUAUACGCGCCUUUGUGAUCAAUUUUUUCUGACAUUAAUUUUCAAUUUAUGCCUCUUGAUUUAAUCUCUUCUGUUCAAGAACUCAUGCAUUACAAAAUCAGAGCUCACAAAAUAUAAAUUUUCACAUUGUUUAUCAGAUUUUGCACUGAUUUAUUUCUGCACUCACGUAAGCGUGUGGAAUGCACGCUGGCUCGUAUUCGUGCCGAUUAAUCUUUAAUCGGCAUACUGUACUGAAUAUUUAAUCGGCACGGUUUGAAACCAAUCGGAAUCCAGUAAGUUGACUAAAAUGAUAUUAACAGUGCUUGUAUAUGCAUGUUCAAAGCUUAUCAUUAUUAUCAUUCCUUUUUUGUCCUUUAGCCGUCUGUACUGCUCUGACAGAAUUAGUCCUCAAUGAUACAAAUGCUCAACAAAUAGUUCAGGUGCGAAAUUAGUGUGUUAUAUAUAGUUAUCUGAUGUGUAUUGUGUCACAGAAACUAACUAUAGUCAUGGCCAAGGCUGUGUGGUGUUUAAGCAAAUUAAGCCUGCUACUGUAAGUCGUGCAAAAGGCAUUUACAUAUAUAGGUUGGUAAAUUUCCCGUACUUGAAAAAAUAUUGGUUCUCUUGAAUCUCUUCUGUGAUUCAAGGGUGUCAUUCUGGGUCAUCCGUCUUCUUCCACAAAAAAUCUAUUCCUUAUAUAGGCCUUAGUUGUCUAGCACGCGUGCAUGACAAGCCUCUGGCCCGGGGGAAAUGGGCAACCACAUCCCAGAGAGCUCUAUAUGUAACCAUGGAUAAUAAAAUAAAUGGAUAGGAAACUAACUGACGUGACCUAAUGUUUUCAAUGGGCGAUGGCGUGGUUGGAUGUCCCAACCUAGUUGCAAACCAAAUUCUCAAAAACGGCAUGUUUAGCACUGAAUAAUACAGCUAAACACUUUAGUCAAAAAGCAAGUAAAUAUAACCACGCCAUUCUACGAUGAAAACUCUAAGUAUUCCCAGUCAAUUUUAGCAAAUAUUUCAAGCACAAAACAGUGGAAAAUACAUCGCAAAUUUCGUUAAAAUUUGUGACGCCAAUUUCGUAGCUACAAAUGUAAAAAAAUACAAAACAAAGACGAAAAACAUUUACCUUGAAUACUUUGUCGUGGCUUAGGCAUGUUUUUAAAACAAUUAGACCAGUUUAUGCUUCAAUAUCACCCUUUUAAAGUGGAAAAUAUAGCAAAACAACAAAAAUGCCGAGAACUUUGGUAAUAUUCGCAAUACGCGUGACGUCACGUUUUUCAACAAGGAUGAGGUCAAUGACGUCAGGAUGAUGUAACUGUGGUAAGAACUCGCGUGCAAAAAGUGAAGAUAAAGCUGGUGGAAAAUGUCGUUCAGUGUUAGUCCCUUAUAGUAGUACCUGUCUGCGUGGUUGGUUGCCAUAUUUCGUUUUUUGACUUACCGUGAAUAAUACUAAAAACAUAUAUAAUAAUAUAAUACUACAUAUAUUUAUAUCGCUUUACUUCUUCGUGCAGAUUUUUUCUCAAUUCAAUGAAAUAAAUAUAUAGCUAGCAAAUUCUCAACUAUAUGUUUGUGCAUUGUUUUCAACAUUACUCUUUCUUUUAUUUUUAGGGUAAUGGUAUAUAUUUAUUGAGCUCGCUCAUUCUCCAUAAAAAGACAGGGCAAACAGUUUGUUCAGACGAAGCAAAUGCAAUCGAAACUCUCCAGGUAGUUAAAAAAGAUAGUUAAAGAAGGUAGUUAAAGAAGGUAGUUAAAGUUAACUACACGCACCGAUGCACGCAGUUAAUGCUAAUGUAAACUAGUCUAAAUCGCGAAUUUUAGAGUUAAAUACUACUUAGCUGCAAAAUGGGCAGUUACGAUGUAGUUAAGAGUUUUAUACAACAACCUAUAGAUACUGCAAUAAACAUAGCUGUUUACUUUCCUGCACUGUGAAACCGGUUUGAUUAAAAUAACCAAAUUUGUUUGGUUGUCUCAGAUGCACUUUUUUUUACCAAUAUCAUUUGCCUUUUUGUCAAAACAACCGAAAAAAUGGUUAUAAUAAGUUAAUAACCCAAUUUUUAGUUGUUUUAACCAAUAAACGUAAAAAAUACUGGUCAAAUAAGUUCAUCUGUGAUGGCAACCAAUUUAAAUUGGCUAUUCUAACCAAUCUGUUUUUCAGUGUGAUGCGGAUAUUCGGUGCAUGCAUGUGUAAAGUAAACCUAAAGCUUGACUUAAUUUAUCUAAUAAGUAUGCUGUUUUCCCUUUUAGAAAAGUUCUUUGAGAGCACUGCGGUAUUUAUUCAGCAUGGAAAGAAACCGACAGUUAUUUAAAAUGUAAGGAACUCUUGAGAUUAGUCCUGGUUAGUGCUCGCUAAAACUAGUUGAACAUUCUCUUACGUUUUAACGUUUUGUUUUGAUGUAGACUUUUUCUUUCUGAAAUAUUCGAAACGUUUAUUGAUGUUGGUCAUUACGUUCAUGAUCUCAAUGCUUACAAGCCAUUGGUAGAGAAGAUUAAUAACCUUUCGGUUGGUAUAUGUUUUUGUCUUACGCAAUAUUUCAAACAGAAGCUGGCGUUGAACAGGAUCUGAUGUGACACCUUUCCGAAUAUAUAACAGUAAACACGAAGCUAUUAUCAUGUUUUGUGAUUGACUUGCAUGAACAAAAUUUAAUUUUGCCAUUUAUAACGAAAAUUGAUGCAGCUUUGUUACACAGUUAUUCAGCUAUCAAUCAAUUAAGGUUUUCGGAAAUUAUUGCAUGGGGGUUGACUCCUGGUCUCUCCCUAGUAUCCUCCACUGAUGAAUGCAUUUUUACAAAGUAUAUUCUUUUUGACUCUGUGAGUCUUUGUGGUUACUUGAGUGCAUGUGGGGUGAGUGUGGGGCAGUUAAACAAUGGGAAAUGAUCAGCCUGCUUUGCGCGCACUGUUUAGUGCCUGGAACACGCGUUCGUUCUUGUGUGAUUUAGCAAAAGAAGCACGAUAAAUGGGUGAACUGGAAAAAUUCGCACGGCGCCCGGUUUGCAAAAACAACUGCAAACUGCUCUAAUUCUUUCUAUCACUUUCAUUUGAUCUUAUCCGUGAGUCGGCCUCAACGUCCAUUGAUUGGCAUUGUAAGGGAUCCGAAAUUAAUUAUACCUAACUUCGCGUUAUUUCUGAUUUUAUACUGGUUAUCGUCUUGUAGGAAGAUCAAGUGACUCUGAUUAAUUCAAAUAUCGAGGCGACCAACAGACGUCGAGCGUCGUCGCGUACUGUGGGAUCCUAUGCUGUUUUGGAACUACUUGGUUCUGGGGCUUUUGGUAGUGUUUAUAAGGUACUUCAUGCAUGUAUUAUGCAAUGUAUACUAUUUUAUGAACCUUUCAAUUUAAGCAAAUAUUUUCGCCUGGCUAUUUACACUCGGGGAACGGAAAGCAUUAGCGAAGUCUAAAGGCCCAUCUACACGAUACCACCUGUCGCAUACGAUUCUUAUCCUGGCGUAUGUACUCGAAUAAAUGCUUGUAAAGAUGUCAAAUUUCAAAUUUCACCAUAAACUGAUGAACAGGAAUAGUGGCAUCGGCAAUCGUUUUCAUACGCCAGGGUAAGAAUCGUAUACGACUAGUCGUAUCGUGUAGAUGGGCCUUAAAGUUCAUCAAUAGUCGCGGGC
Paramuricea clavata is the source of this 14339-nucleotide messenger RNA. NCBI's taxonomy places the organism in Eukaryota, Metazoa, Cnidaria, Anthozoa, Malacalcyonacea, Plexauridae. The record is from the annotation of a GenBank genome assembly.